This is a messenger RNA of Penicillium argentinense, 612 nucleotides long. RefSeq lists its product as uncharacterized. The transcript has a single exon. The record is from RefSeq and is a predicted model, not a curated record. Bases 1 to 612 code for a protein of 203 amino acids. Lineage: Eukaryota; Fungi; Ascomycota; Eurotiomycetes; Eurotiales; Aspergillaceae.
AUGCAGAAUGGGAGGUAUCUGUCACCGUUCAAAAUACCAGCGAAGUACGGACCACAAUGCUUGUCUGACAUGGAGGUCAUUCGACCCUUCCCUCUAGAUCCAUGGCAACGGUCUCUCAGGGAGUUGAUCAUCACCGUUGGAUCUGAUAUGAACGAGCUGCAUGAGGCUGGCCAUGCCCGUCUCUGGUUGUUCACCAGUGUCAGCGUCCGCAAUGGUUUGGUCGGAGUGGGGCUGAUUGUUCGUGUUAACCAAGUCGACAUCGCCUCGUCAUACCGGACGGUCGGAAACGAUGACUCGCUCAACGCUCAUUACGCACAGCUGGGGAUGGUGCUGGAGGCUGUCUCAUAUGUCAUGACAAUUCUCCCUCGUAUUCAGAUGUCACCGUACAAAAUCCAGGUUAUGAUCGUCGUGAGCAACCCUGCUGUCUUGCUUUCGCUUGCGAAGCCGCACCUUCAAGGCGGACAGGCUCUUAUCACUAGGAUCACCAACACAAUCGGCCAGCUGUUGGAGAUGGGAACUAAGGUCAGCCUGCAGCCACCAAUUGAUGAAGACCGCGAGAAUACUACACGAACACAUACCCUCGCACGCGAAGCAACAGAAGAGAACUGCUAA